AUGACAUCGUUCGGUGCAACUAACAUCGUGCGUGAAAAUUACAUGCCAACAUUUAGAGUGCAAGGGCAAAUUUAUCAUCGUGCCGGAUCGCUGCUACCAUUGCCGGACGCAGAUCACAAGUUUCUUCAAAUUUAUUUCAUGGCAAACAGUCAUGAACAAAUUGAACAACGAUGUCAUUACAAUGCAGGCACUAAACGAGAAAUCGUGGCUGCGUUACAAGCCUUUUUCGAUCAACACAAUGAAUUAGUUCAGUUGUUUAAAACCGCCAUUCAACAAAUGCCAGCCGAUGACUACGCAGUUGUAAUUCGAGCAGAUAAAAGACCCGUUGGCCAAUACGAAAGACAAUUUAAUGCACCAACAGUUGAUGAAGUGGCGAUCGUGAUAGUUGGCGAAGAAUUCGAAUCACGCGACAUAAUUCUUCAUCGCAGAAGUGGUGACGUUCAACGAGUCUCCGAAACUCAUCGUUCAUACGACGGAUUACAGUAUCCGAUUCUGUUUUGGCGAGGAGAAGAUGGAUAUCAUUUAAACAUCAAAAUGAGAAAUCCACAAACAGACGAGGAAACGAAUAAGAAAGUCAGUGCUAUGAAUUAUUAUUCGUAUCGAUUGAUGAUUCGUCAAGACGCUGAGAACCACAUACUAAAAUGUCGACAAUUGUUCCAUCAAUACAUUGUCGACAUGUACGCGAAGAUUGAAACCGAACGACUCUUAUAUAUUCGAUUGAAUCAAACCAAGUUGCGGUCUGAAGAGUACAUCCAUUUACGAGACGCAAUCGUUAAUGAUGGUAACAAGAAUCCAAACGAAUUAGGAAGAAUGGUCAUAUUACCAUCGACAUUCACGGGAAGUCCACGGCACAUGCAUGAAUAUGCACAAGAUGCGAUAACAUACGUUCGCGCAUACGGUCGUCCAGAUUUGUUCAUCACAUUUACAUGCAAUCCUACGUGGGAUGAAAUUAAUGAACUUCUGUUAGCUGGACAAUCAUCUUCGGACCGCCAUGACAUUACCGCAGGCGUAUUUAAACAAAAAUUGAAAUCUUUCAUGGAUUUUAUUAUCAAGCAUCGUGUUUUUGGAGAGGUACGCUGUUGGAUGUAUUCCAUUGAAUGGCAGAAAAGAGGAUUGCCACAUGCACAUAUUUUGAUUUGGUUAGUCAAUAAAAUUACGCCAAAUCAAGUUGACCAAAUCAUCUCAGCAGAAAUACCAGAUAAAGACAUUGAUUCAAACUUAUUCGACGUCGUUACCAAAAAUAUGAUUCAUGGUCCAUGUGGCGCAUUUAAUAAAAAUUCACCAUGCAUGUCUGAUGGGAAAUGCACGAAACGAUACCCAAGAAACUUGGUUUCUGAGACCAUUACUGACAAUGACGGAUACCCACUGUAUCGUCGACGAUCAGUUGAAGAUGGCGGCAAAUCCAUCGUUCUGAAAGUACGAAACGUUAAUGUCGAAGUCGAUAAUCGUUGGGUUGUUCCAUAUUCACCAUUGCUCUCAAAGACCUUCAAAGCACACAUUAAUGUUGAGUAUUGCAAUUCAGUAAAGUCGAUUAAAUACAUUUGCAAGUAUGUCAACAAAGGAAGUGACAUGGCAGUCUUCGGAGUAGGGAAUGUAGCGGCACCGCUCGAUGAAAUCAACCAAUACCAACUUGGACGCUACAUUAGCAGCAAUGAAGCAGUAUGGCGCAUCUUAUCAUUUCCAAUCCAUGAACGACAUCCAACAGUAGUACAUUUGGCAGUGCAUCUCGAGAAUGGACAACGCGUGUACUUCACAACAGAUAAUGUACGUGCAAGAGCAUUGGUUCCACCGGCAACAACUUUAACUGCAUUUUACUCAUUGUGCCAAGAUGAUCAUUUUGCAAAGACUCUACUUUAUUCUGAGGUACCGAAAUUCUACACGUGGAAUGCAUCGGCUAAAAAGUUUCAACGUCGCAAACAAGGUAAAGUAGUUGAAGGACAUCCCAAUUUGUAUUCCAGUGACGCAUUGGGUCGUCUGUACACUGUUCACCCGAACAAUACCGAAUGUUUCUAUUUGCGAUUGCUGUUAAUCAAUGUACGUGGACCGAUGUCCUUCCAAGAUUUAAGGACAGUCAACGGUCAGUUAUGCGCCACUUAUCAUCAAGCUUGCCAGAAACUAAAUCUUCUUGAAAAUGAUGCCCAUUGGGACACUGCACUCGCUGAUGCAUCGAAUACUGCUCGACCACAGCAAAUACGUACGUUAUUUGCUAUCAUUUUAACAACCUGUUUCCCAUGUAAUCCAAACGAUCUUUGGGAAAAAUACAAGGACAACAUGAGUGAAGACAUUCUACAUCGUUUGCGCAUUGCGAAUCAAAAUUCGGACAUUCAAUUCACUCCAAAACGUGUAUAA
Molecule: messenger RNA, 2349 nt
Organism: Homalodisca vitripennis (glassy-winged sharpshooter)
Lineage: Eukaryota; Metazoa; Arthropoda; Insecta; Hemiptera; Cicadellidae
Exons: 1
Coding region: 1-2349 (782 amino acids)
Source: RefSeq, a predicted model, not a curated record